This is a messenger RNA of Oncorhynchus masou masou (cherry salmon), 7471 nucleotides long. Its product is annotated as pleckstrin homology domain-containing family M member 3-like. The transcript is spliced from 7 exons. The coding region runs from base 617 to 2548 and encodes 643 amino acids. NCBI's taxonomy places the organism in Eukaryota, Metazoa, Chordata, Actinopteri, Salmoniformes, Salmonidae. The record is from RefSeq and is a predicted model, not a curated record.
GUUCCAUCCGGUGAACGUUUUCGCUGACGGACCAGAAAAUUACAUAUUUGUAAACAGAUUCAGUGAAUCUUCAUAUUGACCCCUUUUGUUGACAUCAUCACCCAAUGUGGAGGAGGAGCAUUCUUCUUUGUUACACACAUCCAUAUGUGGAUUCAUGUGAAAGCUCUUUCUCUUUCUCUCUCUCUCUCUCUCUCUCUCUCUCACACACACACACACAGCACCACAGUUCUUCAAGUGUGUGUGUGUAUCGGCCUGUGUAAGAAAAACAAUUCCACCCAAAACUGUGCCAUGAGAAUUUCUGGCAAAGGCCAGACCUACUCCUCUUACUGUGCCAAUCUCUAGCAUUAACUCAAUAGGAUCAUCCGCCUCUAGCUAGUUGAUUAACAGAGCUGUUAAAGAGGGAUUGUUGUCCUGGAAGGAGCUUCCUGCCCUCGAGGAACACCAUCCGCUCAGACUGCCUCCCUCUGGGGCUCAGACGGCAGAUGCUUCGCCUGCAAGUUCCAGAGCCACCCCGCCCCAUAGAGGUCCACCCCACCCCAUAGAGGACCAUCCCACCCCAUAGAGGACCACCCGCCUGCCCUAACAGCCUCUAGGAGGGACCCACCCCGGGAGUACCAUGGAAGGGCUGGAGGUGGAGGACAUUAGUCCUGCCCUGGAGGCCACUGAGGACUUCCUACACUGCCUGGAUGGGGGUGGAGGCCAAAGCCACUGCCAGAGUGGGGAUGGGUUCCGGCAGCCUAGGCAACACCACCCCAAGCUGCAGGAGAUGUCUGCAGCCCUGGGGAAGCUGAGCUCUAGCGGGGUGUGGGGCCUGCUGGCCAGGGAGCAGGGGACCGAGGUGUCCCCCCGUAACGUGGCCUGGGCUGACCAGCCCUCUGCCUUCAGCGUGCUGGCUCUGAGGCAGGGGAAAAGGAGUCGUGCUCGUUCCACCAACGACCUGGCUGCCCACACCAAGGACACCAACAACACCACCUCUAACUCCUCCAACACCGCCUUUAAGAAAGGCCACAACCGCUCACGUUCUGAUGUCAACUACCGGCCGUCCUACACAGACAACGCUAAUGGCCUGCCUGCUGUGGACAAGAACAUGCUGAAGAACAUUGCUCUCAAUGACCAGAGAGAAGAAGCCCAUAAGGACAGCAGCAGCGGCAGUGUGGUGAAGCAGGGCUCACUGGAGCAUCGUGAGGGUCAGAAGGGUCGUUGGAGCAUCUGCCACCUAGAGCUGACCCCCUGUGAGCUGCGUCUCUACAGUCUGGACAGCAGUGGUAACCGCCAGCUCUGCACCGCCUACUCCCUGUCCCACUGCCAGGGGGUUAGCCAGCCCCAGCCACCACAGGAUGGACGAGUCCUCCAGGCCCUCUUCUUCAACAGCUCCACCCGCCUGCAGUUACGUGCCGCCUGCCAGUGGGAGGCGCUAGACUGGAGGAGGCAGAUCUGGGAGAGAGUAUUGGCUGCCCGGCCCGCCCACAAACAGGCAGAGCCGCCUCCAGUCUUAUCCCCGUCGUCAUCCAUCUCCUCUGGAGGUCUCGACACCAGACCAGACCCCAUUGGUCCUGCUGAGGCUGCCCUGACCCCUCAUACCUCGCAUCUCCCCCCAGCCCGGCCCACGGCCCUGCCCCUGUUCACCAAGCGCUGUGCUGAUGUCCUUAAGGUGGGUCUGCUCCACCAGCAGACUGACCUCAACAACUGGAGGGCUUUCACCUUUGUGCUGAGUCGUUCCACGCUGCAGGCUUUCCCAACCGAGGGCCGGGGGCCCGUGUCCGAGCCUGUCCUCCGCUACCCGCUGGCCUCCUGCCUGGCCGUGCAGAGGGACGAGGGGGCCAGCACCGCCCGUUUCCAGGCAGUCUUCCCCAGAGAGGUGCUCCGUCUGCGGGCUGAGAGCCAACUCAAGGCCCAGGACUGGGUGGAGGCCCUGCGGACGGCCGUGGCGGCCCAGAGGCCCCAGGGGGAGGAGGGUCAGGGCUCCAGCCAGGCCCAGCCAGGUGCAGUGUCGAUGGGGACGGGGGUGCUGCUGAGGACCAAGCCCUCCAGGGAGAGGAGGCAGAGGGAUGCCCAGAGGGCCAAGAGACAGUCAGUCACCACCAGCUUCCUCAGUAUCCUCACCUGCCUGGCUGUGGAGAAGGGCCUGACCACCCAGAGCUUCAGGUGUGCAGGGUGUCAGAAGCCAGUAGGGUUGUCGCGGGGCAAGGCCAAGGUGUGUUGCUACAGUGGCUGGUACUACUGCCAGAGCUGUCAUCAAGACAACCUGUUUCUCAUCCCUGCCCGCCUGCUGCACAACUGGGACACCAACAGACACAAGGUGUCCAAGCAGGCCAAGGAGUUCCUGGAGUUUGUGUAUGAGGAACCCCUGCUGGACGUGCAGCAGCUGAACCCGUGUCUGUAUGAACACUGUGAGGGCCUGGCUGCAGUACUGCGCCUGAGACAGCAGCUCCAAUCCCUCAGAGCAUACCUGUUCAGCUGCCGCGCUGCCGUGGCCGAGGAUCUCCGUAGAAGUGAGUGUGUAGGUCGGUGUAGACUGCAGACAUCCCAGGUUCACCUGUCCUUUUGAUGUCUGUCUCUGCUGUGCUGAGGUCUGUUUGAAGUAACCUACUGACAGAAACCAACAGAGAGGGUGGGGCUCUGAGACCCUCCUACUCCUCCACACCCACCCUGGGCCCUCAGAGCCAUCCCAUCUGGCUGUCGGAAAGAGGGUGUAACUUCAUCUAGCUGGGAUGUUUACGGCAGUGGUGGCGACCCCAGAACGAUGCUCGCUCACCGGGGCCCAUGUUUACCGCUACACCAUUAGCCCACAGCGGCUAAUGCCCCACACUUCAAAACACUACAGGAUUAAUGAGGCCGGAGGCGCUAAAACCUUCCCCCGGCCAUCCAUCGGCCCUCCAUAGGCCUGCCAUGGCCCUGGACAGGGCUAAAGGGCUAGGGAGCUCGGAGGAAGCCUGCCCUGUGUUUAUACUCAACCCCUGGGAGAUGGGAGAGAGCUGUCACGGCCCACACUGUCUGCGCUGAUCUAACGCACACCUCUGAACCCCACGGGUACCCCACAUACACAGACACACAGAAACGCUGCAGACGCUCAGACACACAGAAACGCUGCACAUGUGGAUAGUCUACACACAUACAUAUGAACACAGGCAUGCACCAUACUGUUUACAGUGUACAAUACUUUAUCUCCUAUUCACAUGAGCCAAAGUCAUAACCUCCAUUAAACAGUGAACCUGUUGCAUUCAAUAUAUAAUAGUUGUAGUCUUAUCAAACCACACACUGACUGACUGGCUGUGAUCUUACCCCAGCAGGGUGUGCUGGUCAGUUACUGCCAGAGCCAGCGCUGAUACCCACAGGAAGAGUCAACACUGCAGAAUCAACACUGUGUGUGUGUGUGUGUGUGUGUGUGUGUGUGUGUGUGUGUGUGUGUGUGUGUGUGUGUGUGUGUGUGUGUGUGUGUGUGUGUGUGUGUGUGUGUGUGUGUGUGUGGGUGUGUGUGUUUUCAAAUAAAAUGUUAUUGGUCACAUGGUUAGCAGAUGUUAAUUUCGAAAUGCUUAUGCUUCUACUUCCGACAGUGCAGCAAUAUCUAACAAGUAAUCUAACGUUUCCCCAACAACUACCUAAUACACACAAAUCUAAAGGGGUGAAUGAGAAUAUGCACAUAUAAGUAUAUGGAUGAGCGAUGGCCGAGCAGCAUAGGCAAGGUGCAAUAGAUGCUGUGAAAUACAGUAUAUACAUGUGAUAUGAGUAAUGUAAGAUGUGUUAACAUUAUUAAAGUGGCAUUGUUUAAAGUGACUAGUGAUCCCUUUCUUAAAGUGGCCAGUGAUUGGGUCUCAAUGUAGGCAGCAGCCUCUCUGAGUUAGUGAUUGCUCUAUAGCAGUCUGAUAGCCUUGAGAUAGAAGCUGUUUUUCAGUAUCUCAGACCCAGCUUUGAUGCACCUGUACUGACCUCACCUUCUGGAUGAUAGCGGGGUGAACAGGCAGUGGCUCGGGCAGUUGUUGUCCUUGAUGAUCUUUAUGGCCUUUCUGACAUCGGGUGAUGUAGGUAUCAUGGAGGGCAGGUACUUUACCCCUGGUGAUGCGUGGUGCAGACCGCACCACCCUCUGGAGAGCCUUGCAGUUGAGGGCGGUGCAGUUGCCAUACCAGGCUGAUACAGCCCGACAGGAUGCUCUCAAUUGUGCAUCUGUAAAGGUUUAUCAGGGUUUUGGGUGAUAAGCCAAAUUUCUUAAGCCUCUUGAGGUUGAAGAGGCGCAGGUGGGCCUUCUUUACCACACUCGAGAGGGAAGGAGAGUUAAUGUCCAGCCCUUGUGAACUGGCAGACAGGCCCCUGAGUAAAUGACAAUCACACAAACCAGGGGAUUUAACAGGGAUUCACACGGCAGACUGGGUGGCUACUGGGUGUCUCUAUUGGAGGCUUAAACACUCAGGUUACAUAUCACAGGUAUGAUGCCGAUGUCUGUUUUUAAAACACUUUUUCUGUCUUCAGUGAUUUGUUGUUUUGGGAAGGAGUUCUCCGGGGGUAUGUUCUUUACAACGUAGAACAAAAGUGAGUGAAGAUGGAGAUCCAUAGUGGGUUGUCAUGUCAUAUGGCCAAAACUUAUUUUGCAGCAAUCAGGGUGAGAGGCAGGUAGUCUGCCCUAAAUAUGUCUGUCAGUAGACAUACACCCUAUGCUUCUGCUUCCUUGAACAUAACACUGAUAUCCUCCAAUUAAAGCAGGUGUUGUCCGUCUGCUGAACCCUGUACUGUAGCAGUUAGACGAGUCAGUUAUGGCAUGGACUGUACAUUCCCUAGCUGUGUGUCUGGUAUGUAUGUAUGCUCUAUGUUGUUCUGACUCUGGUUACGUUCCAUAUGGUACCCUAUUCUCUAUGAAGUGCGCUACUGUUGUCCAGGGUCCAUAGGGCUCUGAUCAAAAGUAAUGCACUAUGUAGGGAAUAUGGUGACGUUUAGGACGAAGCCUCUUGACUGCUGGCUUCACUCUCUCAGUAGGGGAUAGUCUCUCUGACAGUCCCCCCAACUCCCUGUCUAUCUCUUACUGACUGGAAAGCUACACACACACCUCCCUGGCUAUCGCUUAACUGUAAAGCUUCCCACAAACACAUGAAAAGGGAAUUCAUCCUCAGCUAAACAAAUAGCCCGCCCUCUGAGCCUGUGUGUGUGUCAGGUUAGUGCUGUAAUGAAGCCUGUCUAAUGAGGCCUGAGGCUGAUGUGUGAAUGGGGCUUUGCUCUCUCUGACUGGACCUUUGCCAUGCCUCCUCUCACAAUGACCACAUAAAGUCUGCCUGUCUGUGGGCAUAUACGCACACGCUCUGCCUCUAUAUCUGAGCUAACUCAUACAUGCUUGAUCACACACUCUCUGUCUCUCUCUCUCCAUCUCUCUCUGUUUCUUUGUCUCUCCCUCUCUCUCUCUUUCUCUGUCUCUCUGUCUCUCUCACUCACUGUCUCUGUCUCUCUCUCCUUCUCUCUUUCUCUGUCUCUCUCUCUAUCUCUUUCUCGGUCUCUCUCUAUCUCUCUCUCACUCUGUCUCUAUCUCUCUCUCACUCUGUCUCUCUCACUCACUGUCUCACUCACUCUCUCUCUCUCUCUCUCUCUCUCUCUCUGUAGAAUACUGAUGUACACACACAUUCCACAUCAUUUAUAUAGAUAUUGCAACCCUCUUCAGAUAAAGGCGUGGCAUAGAACCUGCAUAGAGCUGUGUAUGUGUGCGCCUCUCUCCACUCUCAUGAGUCACAUUAGAGUUGUGUGUGUGUCUCCUUUCACAUUGUUACUAGUACAGAGAGUGAGUGCACCCAAAUUGUCCAUGUGAUCCCAUACCUCCCCCUCUCCAUCUUCUACUCUCUCCCGCUCUCUCUCUCUGUCUCUCUCUCUAUCUCUCUCUCUCUCUCUCUCUGUCUCUCUCUCUAUCUCUCUCUCUCUCUCUCUCUCUCUCUCUCUCUCUCUCUCACUGUGUCACUUUGUGGAUCCUCGAGCUGUAAUGUGAGCUAGCGUGGGCAAGAGUGUGUGUGUGUGUGUUUGUCUGUGUGUGUAUGUGAGUAUGUAUGCUAACGUAUGUAUGUAUGUAGUUCAAGCAGAUGAGCGUAGAGAGGACUGUAAUAGCGAGAGGCAGGAUGAAGAGAUUAUUGAGGGUACCCCGCUUUACCUCGUAAUAAAGGCAGAGGGAUUUUAAACCCCUAAACCCCAGCCUCCACUGCGACCCCAACCCAGCUCCCACUCUAUUGAAUUGACCCCCAUUUUCAGGGCAAUUUGGCCACUCGUUGCCACAGUUACACAGGCCCGAUCAUGGCGUGUGUGUGUGUGAGACGUGACUCAUGGUGUACAUUCUGUUAUCGUCCUAAAUUAAUCUCAACAUGAAAGCAGAAUCUCCUUUCUGUCAUGUAUGAUACUGUCGUGUUGAUGUAUGGAUAUACGUUCAUGUUUAAUAUGCUGUAUGUAAUACUGUAAUUAAUAAUAAUUUCACCUUUAUUUAACCAGGUAGGCCAGUUGAGAACAAGUUCUCAUUUACAACCACGACCUGGCCAAGAUCAAGCAAAGCAGUGUGACAAAAGCAAUAACACAGAGUUACACAUGGGAUAAACAAAAGUGCAGUCAAUAACACAAUAGAAGAAUAUGUAUACAGUGUGUGCAAAUGAAGUAAGGAGGUAAGUCAAUAAAUAGGCCAAUAGUGGCGAAGUAAUUACAAUUUAGCAAUUUACACUGGAGUGAUAUAUGUGCAGAUAAGGAUGUGCAAGUAGAAAUACUAGUGUGCAAAAGAGCAGAAAAACCAAUAUUGGGAUGAGGUAGAUAGUUGGUUGGAUGGAUGGAUGGAUGGAUGGAUGGAUGGGCUAUUUAUAGAUGGGCUGUGUACAGGUGCAGUGAUCUGUAAGCUGCUCUGACAGCUGACACUUAAAGUUAGUGAGGGAGAUAUGCAAGUUCCAACUUCAGUGAUUUUUGCAAUUCGUUCCAGUCAUUGGCAGCAGAGAACUGGAAGGAAAGGCGGCCAAAGGAGGUGUUGGCUUUGGGGAUGACCAGUGAAAUAUACCUGCUGGGGCGCGUGCUACGGGUGGGUGCUGCUAUGGUCACCAGUGAGCUGAGAUAAAGCGGAGCCUUACCUUGCAAAAACUUAUAGAUGACCUUGAGCAGUGGGUUUGGCGACAAAUAUGUAGUGAGGACCAGCCAAUGAGAACAUACAGGUCGCAGUGGUGGGUAGCAUAUGGGGCUUUGGUGACAAAACGGAUGGCAGUGUGAAAGACUGCAUCCAAUUUGCUGAGUAGAGUGUUGGAGGCUAUUUUGUAAAUGACAUCGCGGAAAUCAAGGAUCGGUAGGAUGGUCAGUUUUACGAGGUUAUGUUUGGCAGCAUGAGUGAAGGAGGCUUCGUUGCGAAAUAGGAAGCCAAUUCUAGAUUUAACUCUGGAUUGGAGAUGCUUAAUGUGAGUCUGGAAGGAUAGUUUACAGUCUUACCAGACACCUAGGUAUUUAUAGUUGUCCACAUAUUCUUAGUCAGAAUUAUCCAGAGUA